Molecule: messenger RNA, 6015 nt
Organism: Erpetoichthys calabaricus (reedfish)
Lineage: Eukaryota; Metazoa; Chordata; Cladistia; Polypteriformes; Polypteridae
Gene: slc38a10
Product: solute carrier family 38 member 10
Exons: 17
Coding region: 250-3573 (1107 amino acids)
Biological process (GO): amino acid transmembrane transport
Molecular function (GO): amino acid transmembrane transporter activity
Source: RefSeq, a predicted model, not a curated record
AGGAGGAGAAGAAGAAGAAGAAGAAGAAGUCGGUGGAGGAGAAGAAGAAGAAUUAAGAGUUGCGGUGCCUGUUGGGCUGUCGGGACACUAAACGCCACGUCACUAAGUGAGACCUCCGCUGUCGCUGUGAUUUCCACGUUAGAAGGAGAACUUUUUUUUACCUAUGAUGUCCUGAUCGCUCUUGUUUCGCGUAUAGUCAAGCGAAGUGUUGUCUAUUAUUUGCCCUUUCAAAAGGGCUCAGCAGUCACCAUGUCGGGGUCCAACUGGGGUUUGAUUAUGAACGUCGUGAACAGCAUCGUGGGGGUCAGCGUGCUGACCAUGCCCUUCUGCUUCAAGCAGUGUGGCAUCGUAUUGGGCACUGUCCUGCUUUUCUUCUGUUCCUGGAUGACCCACAAGUCCUGCAUGUUCCUGGUAAAUGCAGCAAGCAUCAGCAAGCGUAGGACGUAUGCAGGCCUUGCCUACCAUGCCUACGGAAAAGCAGGAAAAAUGUUAGUCGAGACCAGUAUGAUCGGCUUGAUGUUGGGGACAUGUAUUGCCUUCUAUGUCGUUAUUGCAGAUUUAGGCUCCAGUUUCUUUGCUCAAUUAUUGGGCCUUCAGGUGACCGAAAGAAUCCGUAUUGUCCUGCUCAUUGCUGUUUCUGUUUUCAUUGUCCUGCCGCUGAGCCUUCAGAGAAACAUGAUGUCCUCCAUUCAAUCUUUCUCUGCCAUGGCCCUCAUCUUUUAUACCCUCUUCAUGUUUGUGAUGGUGCUGUCCUCCUUCAAGCAUGGCCUCUUCAUUGGUCAAUGGCUGAAGCGGGUCAGUUACGUGUGCUGGGACGGCGUCUUUCGCUGCAUCCCUAUCUAUGCCAUGUCUUUCGCCUGUCAGUCACAAGUGCUUCCCACUUAUGACAGUCUGGAAGAACCUUCAGUCAAGAGGAUGAGCAACAUCUUCACAUCUUCGCUAAAUGUUGUAACUGCCUUUUAUGUCACUGUUGGCUUCUUUGGCUACGUGAGCUUUACAGAAAAUAUCGCUGGCAACGUUCUGAUGAAUUUUCCAUCAAAUCUUGUGACGGAGAUGAUUCGUGUUGGGUUCAUGAUGUCUGUGGCUGUUGGCUUUCCCAUGAUGAUUCUACCUUGUCGACAAGCUAUUAACACUCUUGUGUUUGAGCAACAGCAGAAGGACGGCACAUUUGCAGCAGGCGGGUAUAUGCCCCCUUUGAGAUUCAAAGCAGUGACGCUCUGCAUUGUGUUUGGCACCAUGUUAGGUGGGAUUCUUAUUCCAAAUGUGGAAACCAUACUUGGACUUACAGGAGCCACAAUGGGAAGCCUAAUUUGUUUUGUCUGUCCAGCCCUGAUUUACAAACGAAUCCACAAGAAUGGCCUUUUUGCCCAGGCUGUGUUAUGGGUUGGCCUUGGAAUCCUGAUCAUUAGCACUUUCACAACGUUAUCAGCAGCUGGAAACCAGCCUGUGAAAUCAGAGGACACGCAGGUGAUCAAGGACCCACUUGUAGAAGGAAAGGAAGUGGCGCAGCCAGAGCUGCCAAAUAUUCCAGUUGAAAACCCAGUAAUAGUGGAGGCAGUGGAUGGACGAGAGCGACCGAAGCCACCAGAAGCUGAAGAGAAAGAUCCUGCAGAGCCCCCUCAAAUCAUAGGACCUGCCGAGAUUGCAGAGAAGAAUAAGGAAAAAAAGGAAGAGGUUCAGCUGGACCGACCGGAUCCCGGGGUUGCUCUUCCAGUUGGGGAAGCUCAUCGACAUGAGCCACCUAUACCCCAUGAUGAAGUGCUUGUGGAUGAGAGAAAGGAUAAGGAGGACUCGGCGGAGAAAGCUCCACUGAAAAAUAACGCUAUAGAACAGCCUAUAGGUGUGGCGCAACCAGUGGUUGUAAUCGAGGAGAAAGCCAUUGAAGAGGGGGCUGCAGCUGUGAUAGUCAAGGACCCUGGGGAACAUUUAGACAUUCUGCAAGAGAAUAAAGUCCUCCAGAAACCAAACAAUCAGGAAGGUCUACCAGCUUACAAAGAUCUUCAGGAUGCAGAGAAAGUAGAGCCCCGCCAGGAGGAUAUGCAACCAGAGAAGAAGGAUGAAGAAGCAAAGCCAAAAGAAGAUGUGAAAGUACCUGAGCAAAAUGACAACAAUGUACACAUAGCUGUAGGAGCAGAUGCACAACAGGAUACACUUUUGCGAGAGGAGAGAAAUGCAAAUGUUAAAGAUGAGUUACAUCAGGAAAAGCUUGAUGCUGAAAUUAAAAAGCUUGUGGCAGAGGCUAACCGAGCUGAAAAACUGGACCAUGCUAUGCUCCUGCAGGUCAUCAAAGAGCAGCAGGAACAGCAGAAGAGACUGUUAGACCAUCAGGAAAAACUACUGGAGGUCAUUCAGAAGCAACAUGACGAGAUUCACCUGCAGAAACAAGAGGGAGAGGACAAGCCAGCAGAGAUGUCACAGGAAGAACAGGAACCACAAAAAGAAAAGAAGUCUACAGAACAGCAAGGUGCUGGAGUCGUAGAUUUGCAUGAGGUGCAGCAACCUGGAGGAGCAGAUCCUCUAGUGGAAGCCCAGCAUGACAGUCAGCAUCAGGAAUCGCAGAAAUUAGAACACCAGCACAAUCCUCCUCUUCCUCAGGAUGACCCCAAGCUUGUGGCACCAGUUCCCCACGAUCCAGAUGCUGAAAAUAAGAAACCUGUCAUAGUAACGAAAGAAGUUGAGGACCACGUUGCCGAGCACUUGAACGACGUGGUGCUGCUUGUUCCAAAAGUCCCACAAGAGUCUCUGAACGAGGAAGUAGGACCCAAGAUUGACUUGAUGAAGCAGAAGGAUCCUAAAGAACGAGAGCAAGUGCAGUUGAAGCCACCACAGGCAGAGCCUCUACCAGUGCAACUGAAUCUGAAUUUGAAAGAGGAGCAGGUGCAGAAGGAUGGCCAGAAUUUUGUUGUAAUAAAAGCUGAGAAGAGUCAGAUUGACCAUGGAGAAGUGGGGGCCAGGGGCGUUCCCCUAGGGAAGAAGGUUCAGGAGCCAUUGUUGAAACAUUCCAAAUCCUUUGAAGCAGACAAAGAGAUAACUGAACUUGAUGGUGAUCAUGCCAAGCGUUUGAAAAAUGCAAUAGAUGAAGGAGAAAAAGAAGCAGUGGCGGUGGCGCCCAUUGGGGAUUUGAAUCCACAAGCAAAGGUUCACAUGCAGAAUUCUGACACUGCCGUCAAUGAUCUGGUUCAGAAAGCUGAAGAUCCCGAAAAGCCGCCAGCAGAUUUGAAAGUGCAGCAUGCAGAAGACAACCUUAAGAGGGGUGCAGAACAGCUGCAUAGUGAGGAGCAUAAAAAUAAACAGGCCAAUGCAAUACAUAUAGAGCAGGGUGACCAGCUUCAGGGCAGGGGGGUGAUUGACGAUAAAGCCAACCACAACGCAGGCGAGAUGGAUCUGAAACGAAGGAAGAAAAGGGAGCUGCAGGACCCACUGGCUGCAGUACAGCUAGUGGGCUUAGAAUCCCUGAUGAACCUGGAAGGUUUCAAACUGCCUGGCGCACUGGAGGCUCGACUUGUAGCUGGAUCUCUGGUUCACACCCGGCAGAUUAAGCAAGAAAAAUUGAUUUCCGAGAAAGAAGAGUGAAUAUCAUCAACGGGGGAUUAAACCAACUUGGUCACCAAAGAGGACUUUUUUGUUGUUUUCUUAAACUGGAGGGAGUCGGAGUCCAUUUAUUGGGAUGGGAUUGGUGGGGAAUUAACUGUGUUUUGCCCCUUGGAGAUGAACAAGGACUCACUCGCCAUUCGAUAAGGACGCACCUUCAUCUGAUCAGAUUUUGGUCCCAACACACACCCCACUCCCUCCUACCCUCUCACCAUUACACAUUCUCAUUACUAUUUUGAUUUUUAGUUUGCAAUUGUAAAUACUUAACUAGUGUUGGACCCAAAGGGUUCGUUGGAAUUUUGACACAGCUGUACUGUGUUUUCUUGGUAUUUAUUUUUUAAGUUAAAGCUGGAGCACAUCCAUGCUUUGGUUCUUAAGGCUGGAGCGAAGCCUGCCAGAUCAUCUUGAUUUUACCCCCCUGCAGUCAAAGGUGCCACAAUAAUAAAUGCUUUACUAUCAAAGACUGGAAUAACGUUUGGGUUCAACCGCCAACUGGAGCCCCGACGCCCACGUGGAAGGAUUCCGGAUGGACGUCUCUACAGGAUGCCUCAGGUUUGACUGCUUUUGAAUUACCGGGUGUUUUUAGAACUUUACUGAAAAGGCUUGUUUUCCAUGGCAGGUAAAAUAAAACCUCCCCUCGUGUCACAAACUGACAUGCCCUUCUAUGACAUAAGAAGUUCCUAACCUGUCCUUCUCUCUUUAAUUUAGCGGUAUGUGGAAUUGUGAGACCCCAGACACUGCAGUCCGACCUGGUGUGCCUGACCAGUGUGCAUAUUUGACUUUUAAUUUGGUUCUUUUCUAUUAUGGUGACGCAAAUCAGGGGGCCGCUUUUCUAAAAUAACUCUGGGAGGGUUUUGCAUUACGAAUAAUAGAAAAGUACCUUCAGUUUUUUAGUAACUAUUAUAUAAAUGAUGUCCAUAAAUUUGUUUGUUUUUGUUCAAUGCAGUGCACUGACUGCUGGGUAGAAAACCAUUCAGGAGUCUAAAUCCACCAUUUUGAAGUGCUUUGUAAAGCUUCACUGCGAUUGCCGUUUUCACAUGAACCCACGUAGUCACUAAUUGCACUUUACUCGCACUUUCAGGGAGGGGAAAAUAUGGAGAGUGAGACAAUAAGGUGAUUUCCAAACGAUACGUUAGUGUUGUACCAAUUUGCAGCCUUCAGUGUUUUGCUUCACAGACCACUUAGAUACACGCCUGCUAGGACAAGCGCACGUUCAUUUUCGAUGCUUUUUUGCUUUAGAGGGUAGAGUGGUGCUAACGUUAUUUGUGCUGUAAACUGCUUGACCCAAACCUCUGCUUCAAGUGCCUUCAUUUCUAGUGGACUUUUAACGAGAUCUUGACGUGAGAAUCGCAAUUUAUUGCUGGUGUUCCUUCUCAGGAUUUUUUUUUUUUUAAACUUGCGCCCAAAGUGGAGUAGCUAGGAAAGAUCAAGAUUCUAAAAUAGAACGCGAGCCGCACUUCUUUUUUGUUUUUUCCCGUCCAAAGAGCCAAACGUGCAUUGCCGAUAGUUUAUAGGGGAUGGAACAGGACUUCAUUCUUCAACGUCCUCCUGAAAGAAAUUACAGUCAAGUUUUCAAGCUUGGUUAAAAUAUGGAAAUCUCCUCCUUUAUUAGAUUCAUAAGCUUAGGUUGUGUGCAGAUGUGCCCGAGCCAAACGAUCCCUCGCCACUUCCUGACGAGGCCUGCUAUGUUCGUAUUCGUAUGCAUCAAGAAGCCGUUCAUUAAAUCAUUUGAUUCAUUCCGUGGGUUACUACUCUUCUAUGGACCAACCACUUUUUUUGUCUUUUUAAUUUUCUUUUAAGUUAAGAGUGCGACUUAUGUAGCAAAUUAAGAUUUGAAAUUUGAAAAGAGAAUACAAAGUGAGCGCUCAUUUCGACUGUUUUGGUUACGAAAGAUGAGAUUAUGUUUAGUGUAGUUUUGUGGUUUAGGAUUGCAAACAAACGGUUUAGUAAGUCAGUACCUUCAGUCGUUUUGUUGACAAUGAAUUUGUUCAGAAGUUGAGAUUCAUUUCGAGGAGAUUAAAGGGUGAAACGAGGGGCUUAACAGAAAAAAACAGUAUGGAACUCCUAGGUGGAUGUAACUGUAAAGCCGAAAGAAAAGGACAUUCAAGUGCUACCGCGUUAAAACACAUUAGCAAAUCGGGAGAGUCCCUACCUGUGGACCAACAAUUUGUGUUUCUAUGUCCCAGCUCUUGUAUCAUGAUCUUUCAUUUCUCACUCUCUUUGUAUAUUAUUUUUAUUAAACCGGUUACCUCAUUCAGUGUGUUUCACAGUGUCCAGCCUCGGCCUGCAAGUGGAGAUUUGCAAUUACCGCUCCUCCUCCAUGUGUAACCAGAGCUACUUCAAGGCCUGUCUGAGUAGAAACAGACCCUGAAGUAUGAUGGUUCUGAAAGGUGUUCUAAACAAAAAUAAAAUAUUUGUUCAACA